This is a messenger RNA of Musa acuminata AAA Group (dessert banana), 1065 nucleotides long. RefSeq names its product heat stress transcription factor A-1-like. Gene Ontology annotation, cellular component: nucleus. Gene Ontology annotation, molecular function: RNA polymerase II cis-regulatory region sequence-specific DNA binding; DNA-binding transcription factor activity. The transcript has 2 exons. Lineage: Eukaryota; Viridiplantae; Streptophyta; Magnoliopsida; Zingiberales; Musaceae. The record is from RefSeq and is a predicted model, not a curated record. Gene Ontology annotation, biological process: cellular response to heat; regulation of transcription by RNA polymerase II. The coding region runs from base 1 to 1065 and encodes 354 amino acids.
AUGGCGAGCGGCGGCGGGAGUUCGCUGGUGCCGGUGUUGCCGCCGUUCCUGACCAAGUGCUACGACAUGGUCGACGAUCCGUCGACCGACGACACGGUCUCCUGGAGCAAGACGAGCAACAGCUUCGUGAUCUGGGACCCCCACGCCUUCUCCCAGGACCUUCUCCCCAAGUACUUCAAGCACAGCAAUUUAUCGAGCUUCGUCCGCCAGCUCAAUACCUACGGAUUCCACAAAGUUGACCCUGAUAGAUGGGAGUUCGCUAAUGAAGGAUUUCUAAGAGGUCAAAAACAUUUGCUGAAGACUAUUACAAGAAGAAAGCCGGCACAUAAUAAUAUUGUUCCUCCGCAGCAGCAGCCCCAUCCGAAAACUGAAUCGAUAAAUGGAGUCAUCGAGGUUGGGAACUUUGGGUUCGAGGAGGAAAUUGAAAUUCUCAAGAGGGAUAAGAAUGCCCUCAUGCAGGAGCUAAUAAAAGUGAGGCAGCACCAGCAGAACUCUGAACUUGAACUACAUAGCUUGGUCCGACGAAUUCGCUGCAUGGAACAAAAGCAGCUAGAAAUGAUGUCGCUUCUAGCUAUGGUCGUUCAAACCCCUAAUUUUAUAGCACAACUAGUUCAGCAAAACGUCAAUGACAGGUGGAGUAACAUAAACAAAAGAAGAAGGCAGCUUCCUCCACCAGAACACAAUGUUUUAGAGGGUGCAGAAGCAGUUUCCGAUGGGCAAAUGAUCAAAUACCAGCCUUUUGCCCCAGAAAUCAUGAAAUCAUCCUUUUUGCCUGUAGCGAAUUCAAAAGAAUCAGGCAGUGUGUUCAACGAUUUGCACUCAAAUGGAGUUAGCAUGACGGUCGGAGAUGAUCUCGCUUUGCCCUUCCAAGAAAAUGGGUCUCUAACAAAUCUGGAAGAUCUGGAGCAACUUUUAGCCAGUUCGGCAGGGGAGAACAGUGAGCAAAUCGAACCUGGAGCUUUAGCAGAGUAUAUGAGGAGCCUUGAUUUUACUGAACAGGAGACUGAUGGAUGCAUGGGAAAUCUAAUAUCGGAAAAAGGCAGCAACAACAUGGUUGUAUGGUAG